This is a messenger RNA of Lepidothrix coronata (blue-crowned manakin), 3260 nucleotides long. RefSeq names its product RAB interacting factor (gene RABIF). Gene Ontology annotation, biological process: post-Golgi vesicle-mediated transport; small GTPase-mediated signal transduction. The record is from RefSeq and is a predicted model, not a curated record. The transcript is spliced from 2 exons. Gene Ontology annotation, cellular component: cytosol; membrane. Bases 1 to 435 code for a protein of 144 amino acids. NCBI's taxonomy places the organism in Eukaryota, Metazoa, Chordata, Aves, Passeriformes, Pipridae. Gene Ontology annotation, molecular function: guanyl-nucleotide exchange factor activity; zinc ion binding.
AUGGCGGCGCCCUGCGCGGAGAUGGAGCCGGCGGCGCCUCCUCCUUCCCCUCCUCCCGCUCCCACUCCCGCCGCCGCGCCGGGCUCGGCCGGGCUCGUGUGCGCGCAGGGCCGCAACCUGCGGGCGGUUCUGUGCCAGCGCUGCGGCUCCCGGGUGCUGCUGCCCGGCGCCGCCACCUUCGCCCGCCGUGAGCUCCUCCUGCCCGCCAUGAGGAAGAAGGCGGCGGCGGCGGCGGCGGGAGGCGGCGGGGACGUGCUGCGGGAGCACUGGCUGGUGCGCGACAUGUUCUCCUUCGAGAACGUGGGGUUCACCCGCGACGUGGGCAACGUGAAGUUCCUGGUGUGCGCCGACUGCGAGGCGGGGCCCAUCGGCUGGCACUGCCUGGACGACAAGGACAGCUUCUACGUGGCUCUGGAACGCGUGGCCCACGAGUGACCGCGGCCCCGGGCACCGGGCUGGCAGCUGGGCUCGGCCGCCAGGAGCCCCGACAGCCCUGAGAGCCACAGCCCGGGCUGGGGCCCAGGGCACUGCCCACGGCUGGGCACCCCAGUGUCUGACUGACCACAGCCCGGCUGGGCACCCCAGUGUCUGACUGACCACAGCCCGGCUGGGCACCCCAGUGUCUGACUGACCACAGCCCGGCUGGGCACCCCAGUGUCUGACUGACCACAGCCCGGCUGGGCACCCCAGUGUCUGACUGACCACAGCCCGGCUGGGCAGCCCAGUGUCUGACUGACCACAGCCCGGCUGGGCACCCCAGUGUCUGACUGACCACAGCCCGGCUGGGCAGCCCAGUGUCUGACUGACCACAGCCCGGCUGGGCACCCCAGUGUCUGACUGACCACAGCCUGCCUGCCCUGUGGUGUGACUGACCCACAGCCUGACUGGUCGCCUCACGUGCCAGGUCCACAGGCUGAGCAACACCAGGAAGCGCAGCCCUGGCACAGCCAACUCCUCUCCCACACAGGAAGGAUGGUGGUGGUGGGAGGGUCCCCUGUGACCUGCAGGGACAUCUCACCAUGACAGUUUUGCCAAAUAACCCGAUCUGCCACUGUCUGCUCUGUCGCUUCCCUCGUGGCUGCUGUUGCUCCAAGGUGCUGGGAUGCCUCUCAGGCUGCUGGCUCUGUGGCACCGUGUGAAUGUGGGCACUGGGAAGGGGCGAGGGGAGGACACGACUGCUGCACUGAGUUGUCGUGGCAGCUAAAAUUGUCUGACUUACAGCCAGAGCAGUUGCGGGGUUUAAGGCUGAAUCUUCUGCUCAUUUUCAGAAGGAAUGUUCCCUGCCCCAAGGCCUAACAUUUACAUUCUCCAGAAUCUCAUCCCACCUGACAGCUGUACACUGUGGGAGUGUGUGGCACCUGAAGUGAGUGUAAGGCAUUCCAGCUAACGUGUGCAGUUCCAUUAACUGAGUACCUGGAAACCAAACACAGUACAGGUAAAGCAGCUGAGAGCAGCACAUAAAGAAAAUGUGCCAGAUCAUAGUGUUUUCAGGCAGCAAGAGUGAAGAGGUUCCAGCCUGAAAAGGAUCUGAAUCAUUGGACAGGCAGUGUGCAGUGACUGUAUGUGCCAGUGCUGAAGCAUGUCAGAGUAGCCACUUGUGUAUGUUUUGAAGAAGUCAGGAAAGAGUUUCUCUUCUGUAAAAGCACCUGGGAAGAGCAAUCUGGUAUGUUGUGACCAGUUUUAGUCUCUGCCUUUUAAAAGCUGGGCACAAAGCUGACUGAAAAUGGAAGGAGGCUGCAGCAGCUGUUACCUGCAUUUAUCGUGGCCCAGUUCAUUCUCCAUUGCAGACUCCAGACUGAGUGACAGAGCAGCUCUCCAGGGAUGCUCUGGGGUCCCUGGUGCUCUGCCUCUGCUCAUGAACACUUGGGUACUGACCCAGCUGUGAAGGCGCAGCUGUCACCGUGCUGGGAUGAUGGAGUUGUUUGGGCCACCAAACUCCAGGUGGGUUUUACCUGCAGAUUGAGGACAUUUCUGCCUCAAGGCUGUGCGAGGGACCUUCCCCCCUCUCCUCUAAUGAAGCAGUUUUGUUGGCAGGAGUCUCUAAGGCAGGCACAGCCUUGGGCAAGGCUCCCGGAAAGGCCUCCUGACAGCGGGAGAGGGAGAAACAAGCCUCUUGUCCCUGCAGGAUUUGAGCACCUGCACUUUUAAGAUUUGGAGACUCUGCCUUAAAUGUAGAACAACCAAGGUGCUGGCUGUGCUGGGGCUGCUCCAUCAGGAACUUCUGCUGUGGGCAGUCAGGAUUUUUCAGAGGAGGGAGAGGAGCAGAGCUGUAGUCUGGGGGCUGAGGCUCUUGCUGGAGCAGGAGGUGAAUCCUGUGCUGUGCCCUUGUUAAAUGUGUCAGAUGCACAUUUGACAUGAAAACUGCUGCUUCCCUCCUGCCCUUCCUGUCUCUUAGCUCUCAGCCCAGUGACUCAACAGGUUCAUCAAGGGGAUGUACCUCAAAAGGCAGGAGAGCUUCACUUGGGUUCUGCACAGGCACAGCAAAAUGGUGGGAUCAUGUCACUAAUUUCACACUUUCACUUGGAUUGUUGUCUGUUGGGGAACAUGUUUUGACCUGUGAUGCCUCAGUUAUAGUCUGUGUUACUUAAAUAUAACAUGUGCUGCACAAGCUUCAUUUUGAAGGCACCACUGUGCAGAACAGGUUGUGGAAAUCAGCUUGGCUAACGCUGAGUAACUGACCUUCAAAAAAUAGUACAUGUAUGCUGAUACUGGGGAGUAGUGGGUGGCACUGGGACGGAGCUGGGGGGUGGUGGCAGCUUUCCCAGUUAGUAGAACACUUCUGGAUGGGUGGGAGACCUCAGGUCAAAGGCUUUCACAUCAGAAUGGCAGCGAUUUGAAUCCACCUCGGUGCAGCACUGCUCAGUGAUGAGUGCUGGGAGCUCCUGCUGCCCUUUGGUGGGAGAGGGGAGGGGAGUCCUCCGUGGAAUCCAGGUGUGCUUCCUGCUGACUCCUAAAUAUAGAACAGGAGCACACAGACUGUGGAAGUGCCAAGAAGAAAUGAACAGUCUGAUGGGAAUUCUUGAGACGAAGCUUUUGUGCCAUGAGAUCUUGGAGAUCUUUUCAGCCUCCUGUGCUGUUAGUGGAGCUUUGGGGGAUGAAUGUCCUGGUCAGCAGACAUGGGGGAAGGGCUGCUGCUCCUGCACUGGACACACCACCAGGCUGGGGAGCUGCUGAAGUGCUGUGCUGUUCCUGUGUCAGCGAGAGCUAAUAAAAAUUCUGAUAGACUUACAAAUAAACAUAAUCUUUUCACUGCUUUUUAU